Polychytrium aggregatum is the source of this 1365-nucleotide messenger RNA. RefSeq lists its product as uncharacterized. The annotation marks the transcript as partial. The transcript has 2 exons. NCBI's taxonomy places the organism in Eukaryota, Fungi, Chytridiomycota, Chytridiomycetes, Polychytriales. The record is from RefSeq and is a predicted model, not a curated record.
GCCAAGGCAGAACGAGAUAGAGGCGAAGAGCAGAGUGAGGGGGAGCUGGUGCGAGGCAGUGAGCACGAGCGAAGGAAUGCGCGAGUAGAUAGGUGGGGAGAGGAGCACCAAGUGCAGAUGGGAGGGGAUGAGGAACAAUGUACGAAGCGCCAGCGGGCGACGGAGGGAAAAGAGCUGGGCUCGGCUCAGGCCCGGUGGGCCAGGGUCAUACCAGCUCGAGGCAGCGGACGGCCGGCAAGUGACCACCGGCGGGGCGACUGGCGGGCCGGCGAUUGGCCUGGGCGGUUGGCCUGGGCGAUAUCAGCGCUGGGCUGGGUCAUGUUGCCGGACGGCGACCUCGGCGAGGACGACGGCCGGGGAGAGGCCGGCAUGAAGCGGACAUGGACGGGCAAGCGAUACUUGCUGCCGAAUGCAGUUGCCGACCCAGUUGCCGACCCAGUUGCCGACCCAGUUGGCGAUGUCGCUCGGCAGUGCAGUCCGGAGAGUUACUUGGCAGUACCGCCAGCAGUGCUGCCAGCAGUAUCAUCAGCAGCGCUCGGCGCCGAUGCCGAGACCAUCGGGGCAUGGCCGAGGACCAAAAGCCCGCGUGAUUUUGUUUGGAGGGUUGGAUUGGGCGAGGGCCACUGGUCCCCGCCGUCGUCUGGCGGGGUCCUGCAAGAACAGGGUCAGGCCGUAUGCUGGGCGGAGGAGGAGGAAGAGGGCGAGGAUGUCGGGAAGGAGGGAAGGGAUGGGAGUGCGAACCCGUCGAGGACAGCGACAUCGACAUCGACAUCGACAUUGACAUCGAUCGCAGCCUUGGAGAGGAAUUCAUGGCCAGCCCGCACGGCGCUCUCUGCCAAGUGCAUGGCAAGUGCAUGGCAAGUCGGACGACGGUCUGCCAGGUCUGCAUUGCUCCAUACGGCGAUCUGCGCUAUCGACACCGAAUCCGCACCGGUGCUCGCAGCCAGGCCCAUGUCGCAGCCAGGCCCAUGUCGCAGCCACGGGCACAUUCAGCCAGCGGUGAUAUCCGACCUGCAGGCACAGGCAUGGCGACACAGGCUCGCUCGCAGGGGCUGGUCCGCGAACAUGUCCGAAGGCAGGGACAAGCAGCCGCCGCAACGACGGUCGGCGCACAUACACCAAGGACAGGUGGAUCACAGACAGGCUGAUGAGCAGCAAGGCGGCGAGCAGGUGAGAAGCUCCCGCCUUGCAAACCAUAUCACCCUGCUUGUGGACAUGUGCCAUCCCGAGUGCUCUGUGCUCGGCAGCGUCCCUGUUGCCAUUCAAGACCUGUCGGUCAGCAAUAUGGAGGGGACUCGGCGGAACGGCGGAAGCACGGCCAUGCCGCCGGUGGCUGAUCAGCAGCAGGGCCGCUCAACAAGCUGA